AUAACGAUUUGGGGUGUAGUUUGUGAUAGAAAUUUAUCGGUUUCACUUCCGGCAAGAGGCAAAAAUUCCGACUGGAAGUGAUGGUGAAUGAAUUUUCAGGAACGACGGAACUUUUCAGCUGUGUAGGCUUCGAAUUCGUUGGGUUCCGAACCCAGAUUGUGGUGAAAUAGUGCUAUAUCCAAGAAACGAAAACCGGCCAAGAUUAGUUCAAGAUGGAACUGAAUGGUUAACGAUCGAAGCUCGUCGUUCAAUAAAUGAAAUUCAAAGUUAUUUUAAAAUAAGACAACAAAAAGUGAAGCUGCCACCUUAAACCGAAUGAUCGCCUGGAUCGCAAGUGUCUCGAAAACACGAAACUACAUGCGAGAGUAAGCCUGAACACAUCUCCAAAGUUCCAGGCAAAUAACGCUAGUUGAAUGCAAACAGCGACUGUCCGCAGUUGUCAAAAUGUCCCACCCACACGGUUUAAGAUACUCUCAGUACUCGUCUUCCGGGGCCGGUCCUCAGACGAGCAAAUCAUCCCAGUCAUCAUCACCAGCCGGAAACUCUAGUGGCGGCACUGGUCGUCCCGGCAGUAGUGCGGCACUCUCCGGACCACCACAGGUACCGCCCCCACCAGCGGUGCGCCCUCCAAUGCUGACAACGUCUUCCGGAUGUACGAUGUUACCACCGCCUCCCCUACCACAGCAACAGCCCCAAUCUAGUUCCCAGCAGGCUCAGCAGCAGCAGAGUCAACCUACACAAACUGCUACUUCGGCAAGCCCCAAGUAUGCGGCAAUAAGCGGUAGCCUAUCCGGAUCGGACACCGAUGUUUCGACCUCGACGGAGAACUUGACCCAAGAGGAGCGAUACGUACUACGUCACGCUCGCGUUGAACCACAGGGUGAGGAGAACAUGCAAGGAAAUGUCACGCCGGUAAACGAGAUCCAGGGUCGAUACAUUUCCGAUAAGUUUUCUGCGAACACCUCGUCGGAUUCUACCCGGUAUGCAACACCGAACAGCAGCCGUAGCAUCUCGGAAACUCGGAACGCGAUGCAUGCAUACGCAAACUGUGGGAACGAUGGUUCGAACCGGAACUCCUUGGCCGGUACCAACUCCAACCGUAACUCCCUGAAGGAGCCGAACUCCAAUCGUUCUUCAAUGGACGUCUCCCAAUCAUCGUACAACACUCUAAUCAUCCAUGAUGACGGUUUGUACUCGAUCCAUGAUGAAGGAAUUUACUCGAUGAACCGUGAGUACUCCAGUCCGCCACCUUACGUGAAAAAGGAACGUCCACGAUCGUACGGGGAGCCUCAAACUCCGAUGCAGGAAAUUGCCGAAAUUCCGGAGGAUUAUCUUAGCCAGAGUCACGUUCUGAAACAUCUGGCUAAGGAGGUUAAACUGCCGUCACGAAACCGCGGUGAUUCCAAUACCCGUGACUCGGGCGUUUCGGAGAAUACGGACUCGCGCGAUCAUCCUCCCAAGUACGGUCAGCACUGGACGACAGGACAAAGUGCCUCGGCGGAUGCUGAGGCUCCUGCUUCACCGAACGCUAAGUUGAAAAGCAAAAGUCAACCGGAUUUGACGCGAACGGACGAUAUCGAUCCAGACGAAAUUGAAGCCUUGUUCAAGGAGAAUCAACUACUGAAGCAACAGCUCAACAGCUGCUUCCUGAAGGUCGCGAAAAGUCAGAAGAUGGAACAGGAAAUUUCGAAUAUCUACCGCGUACAUGAGGAGCUAGUGCAGUCCUGUGAAAGGCGGGAACGGCUGGAGAAGGCGGCUCGUAACCGUCUUCAGCAGGACUGCCGGCGACUACAGGAACUCAACCGAGCUUUCCGCGAUCAGGUGGAAGUACUGCAGAAUCAGUUGCUAGCUUCGUCGGACCAUCAGUUGGGGCGAUCGCAGCAAGACGUACUGAUCUCGCAGCUAGUGACACAAAACAAAUCACUAGUUGACGCUAACCGACGUCAGUGCAUUGAGUUGCAAGCCCAGAAUGCCACCUUGGAGGAACAGAGAAUUCACAUUAACGUGUUGGAUACGGCACUGAAGCGUUUGGAAGAGGAGUGUCGCCAAAAGCAAGUAUAUGUGGAACGAUGUGCACAGCUUCAGCACGCUCUUCAGUCGCUACAGAAUGCCAGUGAAAGGCGCGAGCAAGCAGAGCGAAAGCUUCUACUGGAUUACGACAAUGAUCUUCCCAAUCGAAGCGGCAGCAGUACGACUAGCGAAACCGAUAACCUCAAAUGGCAACUGCGAGAAAAGGACGCACAGAUAAUGAGACUCGAAGCUGAGUGUUCUAAAUUGGAGCAGCGCAACCUGGAGGAGUCGAACGUUCGAAAUGUUGCCAAGCUUGCGAUGGAGCGAAACUCGCAGGAAACGGAGCGAAUCAUUGCGGAGGCAAAGCAGGAGAAGAUUCGCUAUCUGGACGAAGCACACUCCGCAAACCGGAAGGUAACGGAACUGCAAACUCGUCUGAAGCUGGUUGAGAAUCGUUUGGCCGAGAAAGAGGCCAUGAUACGUGCCUAUCAGGGACAGAAAAUCUACGGUUCUACAAACUCCUACGGAUCGUACAACCUAUCUAGCGAUAGCUUCGCAUUGAAUCCACUGGGAGCGUACAACUCGCAGGUUUCAUACGACGUAUCGAACAAUUCGUUCGAUGUGACAACAACGGCUUCUCUGUUAGAUCCUAACUACGGACAAAACCCGUCUUCCAGCUUCGCUUCGAACUAUGGACAGACGAAUCCGAGUUUCAAUCAAAGCUCGAUCAACCUACAGACAGCUGGCAGCAAUAGCUAUAGUUCACCUAGCAGUAGUUCAAACUUCAGCACCAACUAUGGUGCUAGUGAGCACACGACAAUUUACGACUCGAAGAACUUUGAUGCUCAGCGUAAAUCCAUCGACGAAAAGCUGAAGCAACUGGACGAACAGCUACUCAGCAAGAGAGGUCUGUGCUGCUUUCCAAGCCUAACAACGAAAAAACCAAUUCAGCCACUUCUUUCGGAUGAGGUUUCGGUAUUGUCAACGAAUAACAGCGAUAGUUUCCUGCAGAAUCUUGCUAACAUCGAUCAGCGGGAUCGAGAAAGACAAGAUCGACGUGAGCAGGAAAGUAGCGCUAGUGGUGCAGUUGGUUCGGGUGCUAGCGGAGGAGCAACGAAACCCGAGGACAUGAUGUUACUGGAAAAGCAAGGACGCUGCUCGCAAAAGCUACGUAGUAAUCAACUGAGCAAUUUGGCACACGUGACGCAAACAUGCGGCCAGAACAUGACUGAUAUCAGUAAUAUUGGAGGAAAUAAGGUUCCUAAGAUAUUGUCGAAUAUUGCACAGCAAGCCGGAGGAAUUCUGCCUCAACGAAAAGAUCGCGGUUCGUCCUUGCCUCCGAGUGCUCUUCCGCGGCCACCCCGGAGUUUGAAACCUCCGCGUAAGAUCGAAUAUGGUCGUUUGAGUGAUUCGGAAGGCAAAAAGCGAGCGGAAACACCACUCAAAACGGACGCCCAGAAAGAUUACGAGCUGAAGACAUCCAGUUUGAAGAGAGCCACCAACGGAGGAGGAGCAUUCGGCAAAAGGGAAUUUUCCCCCGGGAAAAGCUAUCUGGAAAUGAAGGACACCUUCCAACUAGCAAAAGAUUAUGGCGCUUUGAAGUCGAAAAACUACGGUUCAGUAGGCAACACAUCACUGGUGCCAAUGAAAAAUGAUAGUAAGUUCGUGUUCGGUUCCAAGUCUAGCAACACCACUGCCAAUAGUUGUGAAUUCUCGAAACCGGACUACACUUCCACGAAGAACUAUCAAAGACUUGAAGAGCAAAGUCCUCAAAUGCGCAAAAGCUCCCUGGACACUGCAACCAUGAAGCGCUCUCUACUGCCAAAUGUUCGCAAGUUAAGCUCAGCCACUGUCAAAGGUUCGCGUGAUUCGUUAAAUUCGGCCUCCAGUGGAUCGAACAAUUCCAACAACUCUAACCAAAUCUCUCGCUCGAGCCCAAUUCAUUCGAACAACAGCGGAGGAGGAGGCGUUAAUCCGCAACCAUCGCUUGUUUAUCAUCAUCACAAUCACCUUCACCACGGCCGAACACCACCUCGAUUCAUUCACCAUCAACCGUCGACAUCGGCGGAAUCCACGAAGUCAUCAGUGAAUCCACCCUCGCCACAAUCACCGACGACAAUCAACUAUCAACAGUCACCGUUUUUCAACAACAAACUGAGCCCGAGUACGACUUCGAAGCUUCCGCAACAACAACAACAUAAAACUACUACCUUGCCUAGUGCCAGUAUUCUUCAUGCGGCCGUUACUGCUUCGGCUACCUCGGCUAUCGGACAACAAACUACGGCUUCCCUUCCGCCGAAACCGAUGACGGAUGCGAAAUCUGGUUUUGGCAAUGCAGGAUCCAGUACUUCCGGCCAACGGAGGGGAAGUAGCUUGACACGAGGGGAGAACAAAUAUCGGAUUCAGUUUUGAGUUCGUGAAGCCAAGGACGACGUAGAUUUUUUUCUGUAUUAAAUUCUGAAUCAUUGAAAGGAACUUUUUCUCGAAACUAGUUUUAACAGCUGUAGUAUUUCUCUUUUUGGAUGAACUAAAUUUGUACACAGCGGCAAUUUUUUAAAACGAUAGGAAAGAAAAAUAUAUCAUAUUGAAUAACAAAUUUAGCACAAAACCUGUUUGAGGGAUUCCAACUGUUGCAGUCGAUCGCGAUACUCUAAAUUAAAUGAUAUUUGGAUACAGUUGCCAGCAAAA
Messenger RNA from Malaya genurostris, 4698 nucleotides. RefSeq lists its product as uncharacterized. Gene Ontology annotation, biological process: actin cytoskeleton organization; regulation of cell migration. Gene Ontology annotation, cellular component: plasma membrane; bicellular tight junction; cytoplasmic vesicle. The record is from RefSeq and is a predicted model, not a curated record. The coding region runs from base 445 to 4422 and encodes 1325 amino acids. NCBI's taxonomy places the organism in Eukaryota, Metazoa, Arthropoda, Insecta, Diptera, Culicidae. The transcript has 10 exons.